Aphidius gifuensis is the source of this 1195-nucleotide messenger RNA. RefSeq lists its product as uncharacterized. Bases 361 to 879 code for a protein of 172 amino acids. The record is from RefSeq and is a predicted model, not a curated record. The transcript has 2 exons. Lineage: Eukaryota; Metazoa; Arthropoda; Insecta; Hymenoptera; Braconidae.
ACAACUGGUUGGUCUAGCUGGCUAGAUAAAUCACUUUUUCUAUACCUGUAAAUUAGUUAAAGUUAGCUUUGAUUAAUUUUUCAGUUGAAUUUCUUUAAAUAGAAAUGAAAGCAGUAUGAUGGAAUUUAGUAGAAUACUAUUUUUAAUACAACAACAAUACUAGAAACAAUUUCAAAUAAAUUUUUUUUGUUUUAAUUUAUUUAUAUCUUGUGUUUAUUUACCUGUUGGAUUGUUUUUUUUUUUGUUUUUUUUUUUUUUUUAUGUACACCAGCGCCAUUAACAAUACAAAUUACAAAAUGGUAUUACUAACUGUCAUAAUAAUAAACAAUAUCAAUAAAAAAAAUAUUUAAAUAAUUCAAUAUGAAAAAUAAACAAGAUUUAUCUAAUAAUGAAAAUAGUGUAGAUGAUACAUCAGAGGCAAAAAUUGAUAAACAUCGAUCAAUUAUUUUUCAAAGACGUUCAUUAGCUCCAAUUCAACAACAAGAUGAAGUAUCUAAUGAAAAUAACGAAACAACAAAUGAGCAAACAUUUGAUAUUAUUGAAUAUAUUCAAAAAUUAAAAAAUGAACGUGAAAUAUGGACAAAAACAUUGCGAGAACGUAAAUCGAAAUUUCGACGUAUUGAUAAAAAAAUUAGGAAUCAUAUGAAUAAUACAAAUUUAGAUUUAUCAAUAUUAUCUGAUGAACAAAAAAAAUAUAUUCAAUCAAAACCAAAUUAUGAAAAAAUAUCAAGUAACAUAAAUAAUUUGAUUGAUGUUGCUGUUAAAGAAACAAUAAUAAACGAAACAAUAAAUCAUUUAAAAAAAAAUUUAGAUGAACAAAUUAAAAGGGAUAUUAAUUUAUACACUAAAAAAAUUAUAUUACUUGACAACAAUAUAUAGUUUUUUUUUUAUUAUUAAAAUUAUAUAAAAAAAAAAAAAGAAAAAUGAUUAAUAUAAAUUAAAUACAAUAUUUAUGUUGUUUUUUUUUUUCUCAUUGAUUUACGUUCACGAUAUGCUAAAUAUUCUUUUCUUGCAUUACUUGUACGUAAUUCAAGUAUAUGAUUAAUUUUUUUAACAAUAUUAUCAGCAACAGUUGUUUCAGCUUCAAAUUCAUGUUUUUUAAAUGUAACUAAAAGCAAAAAAAAAAAAUAAUAUAUAUAUUUAUAAAAAGGUAAAUAAAAAAUAAAUAAUAAUUACCAUUUGAUGAAUCAGAAAA